This is a messenger RNA of Cuscuta campestris, 1267 nucleotides long. Lineage: Eukaryota; Viridiplantae; Streptophyta; Magnoliopsida; Solanales; Convolvulaceae. The record is from the annotation of a GenBank genome assembly.
CUUAGUACUAAAUUUUAAUUUCUUCCUUUAAAUUUCGCCUGGCGCUCACCCGAUAAAUUUCUCGCCUUCAAGUCCUCCAUAGAUUGCAAAAGCGGGGGAGGAGAAAAUGGACGAAUCGAUCGGAAAAUUCAGCAAAUCCAUCGCCGCCUUCUGCAACCACCUUCAGGCGAGGUGCGACGCCCUCACACAGUCGGUCAACCACCGCCCCGUUCCCCUCGAUUCUGCAUCGACGACGUUCGUGCAAUGCCUGAAAAGGAGAGUGGCUUCGACGAGCGGAGAUCUCAACUUAUUGGAGUCUAUGUCCUUCGGAACGGUGUCGUUUGAGGAACUGCUUGGCCACUGCAAUGAAGUCUACAAGAAGAACCAAAAUCAGCUCUCGUCUCUCCAGGACCAUCUCUGCUCCCUGGGCUAUAUCUCUUCUUUUGACAUCAACAGUGAUGACGACGAGGAAAAUGGAGUCGAAUUGGAUGGUGUCCCAUCAGAUAGCUGCAUUGACUUCACAAGGAAAUUUGAAGACGACCCACUGUUAGACGAAACACAAAAUUUACAGAACCUUGGAUUUUCGGAUGCCUGCAUAGCUGCUCUUGCACCUGAAGCAAAUACUAUGUUUGCAGAGGAACCAUUUCAAUCUGUGACAAAGGUGCUGGAUUUCACAGAAGAUGAAACGGAUCAUGCAUCGAUGGCAUUUGAAGACUCUACUCCCUUGAUAAGUGUGUCACUUGAUGAUUAUGAGACCCUUCCUAAACAUAUGAAGAGUUUGGCAUCAUGGGAGGACUUGAAUGCUGCUGUUGAGAAGAUUAAUAAAUGUCUAAGAACAAAAAACGAUAAACCAUGUGCAUUGCGAAUGGAUGAAGUUGAAUCACUAGGAUUGGGGCACAAAGCAAGAUCUUACCUGCUGCUGCUCAUAAAAAUGAAUCGGGUGGUUGUUGAGACUGCAAGUGGUUCAAUUUCAUAUAGAGUUUUGUAGCCAUUGUGUAAUGUAUACUAAUAGCAGUUGCAGAUCAAUGUGUGUUCUGCAUUCUAAUUAUGAAUACUUUUCCUUUUCAUCCUUAAUUUGAUUCUUAAUUUGUGCAAAUGUGUUCAAUCUUUUUCUUUUCACAAUCUAUAUUUCCAUGAAAAAGUUCUGUUUGUUGGGAGGUAAUUUGGUAAUCAGUAACAUCAACCCUUCAAGGUUUGGCACAUGGGGUCUGAGGAGGAUAGGUGUAGGAACAACUUAUCCCUCCCUAUAUAGGCAAGGAGGUUGUUCACAUAAAUAUAUGCUCCCCGU